Uloborus diversus is the source of this 2588-nucleotide messenger RNA. RefSeq names its product uridine phosphorylase 2-like. Gene Ontology annotation, molecular function: uridine phosphorylase activity. Gene Ontology annotation, cellular component: cytosol; cytoplasm. The record is from RefSeq and is a predicted model, not a curated record. The transcript is spliced from 8 exons. Gene Ontology annotation, biological process: nucleotide catabolic process; uridine catabolic process. Lineage: Eukaryota; Metazoa; Arthropoda; Arachnida; Araneae; Uloboridae. Bases 270 to 1226 code for a protein of 318 amino acids.
UUUGUUUGCUGUGAACGUAUGUUUUCCUUUCUAUCAGGUAUACGAGGAUUUGAAUUACAUGAGCUGUCUGUUGAAUGACGCUUUUACAACAAUUUUUGCGUUAAAUAUUUAAGAGUUAAUGAUAUAAAUAUUAUAUGGCUUAAAUUUGUAAGAUGCUGAGUUAUUUGUCAAAAAAAUAGACAUUUUCUUUUUUUUUCUGUUUAACUGCUUCAAAAUAUCAUAAACUAGUUCUUUAUAUUCCAAAAUCAUUUUGUAAGAUUGAUCUGAAGAUGAUGACUAUUGAAAAUCACCAAAAAUAUGUUCACAAUUGCGAUACUUCAACCUGUAGAUGCAGACGAAGAAGUUCAAUAAAAAAUCCUCAUAUAGAAGAGAUGAAAGAAGAUGUGCUAUACCAUCUUGGAUUAACAACAUUUAAUGAUGAUCUUCAGAAUAUGUUUGGCGAUGUAAAAUUUGUGUGCGUUGGUGGAACGCCAGAAAGAAUGAUGGAAUUUGCUCAAUAUGUUAAUGAAAUCUUGAGACAAAAUUGUUCGUCGGACAAAGAACUGGGCAAUGUAUCGAAAUCGUCAAGGUAUGCCUUGUUCAAAGCAGGACCAGUGUUGUGCGUCAGUCACGGAAUAGGAUCACCGUCUAUUUCCGUUGUGCUGCAUGAAAUAAUGAAACUGAUGCAUCAUGCUGGAGCUCAAGAUCCAAUAUUUCUUAGAAUAGGAACUUGCGGAGGAUUAGGUAUACCUCCUGGAAGCGUCGUCAUUAGCAGUGACAGUGUUGAUGGGAUGCUUCGGCCCUACCAGGAACUUCUAGUUCUUGGUCAAAAAGUUCAACGGCCAAGUACUCUAGAUAAAGAACUUAGUAAGGAACUACUACAAGUUGCUAAAAAGCAUUUAAAAGAAUGUUCAGUUGUAGUAGGAAGAACGAUGUGUGCUGAUGAUUUUUAUGAAGGGCAAGGAAGAUUGGAUGGCGCCUUCUGUGACUAUAGUCAAGACGAUAAGUUGUCCUACUUGAAAAGAUUAAGAGAUGAAGGUGUGGUCAACAUCGAAAUGGAAUCUCUGACAUUUGCUGCCAUGUGCCAGAAUGCAGGAGUAAAAGGUGCAGUUAUUUGCGUGACUUUCUUGGAUCGUUUAAAAGAUGACCAAGUUACAGCGUCUGCAGAUAUCUUGAAAAUGUGGCAAAAAAGAGUUUUACAUUUGGCUGCGAUGUACAUCAAAGAAAAAUUAAAUGGUGAAGUUUAACAAAAACUAUGGAUUUCUGAGAUCUGUAUGGGAAUUUUUUUUAAUUUAGAAUCUAUAAGAAAGAGACAGUAAGCCACGAGAAUGUAUAAAUGACAGUUAUUUAUCUACGUGAGAUUAAAGGAAGUAGUUUUUUACAUAUAACAGGUUAGACAGCAUUGUUGCUUUGAGGAUUUCAGAUUUAAAAAAAAAAAAUUAUCUUAUAGGCUUUUUCGUCCCAUUAACGGAAAUAAAUAUCUUUAUGGCCUUUCCAUUUUAGGAUUUUUCCUUUUUAUGAUCCCCCAAAUGAGUUGUUUUGCUAACGCAUUAGCUGAAAUUAAUGUUCUUGAAGAGUAAUGCCAGUAUAGUAUAUUUCGUAUAAUGGCAACAUCCAACGCAUGUGGUUUUGUAUGAAAGCAUUUAGAACAAUAUUUUCUGUAAUUUAAAAACUAAGAUAUCAAAGUAUAUUAUGGCUUUUAGUUCUCAUAGCUUAUACUUUAUAGUUAGUCUUCGAAUGAAAGUACUUUUUAGAUUCUAAUCAAGUUUCAUUCCUUUGUCGGAAUUGAACAUCCUCAUCGUCUCUCCAUUUCAACAUUUUUAAUUUAUCUUCUCAAUGUAUGAGUCAUUUUGGAAAGCUUUCACAGAAAUUGAAAGACUUGAAGAGGUAAUGCAACAGCUUUUACGCUAAAUGUCAACAUCAAACGCAACAAGUUUUGUAUGCCAAAACUAAAACUUGACCACGGAGAGAUGGCGGAUACCUUGAAGAGGGAACAUCAUUUGUAUUAUUUGUAAUAGAUACGAUCAGCGAGAACGUGCCUCUUACUACUCUGCGCUUUCUGGCUAAUUCUUACCAUUACACAUGAUACAAAUGAUGCUUCUGUUUCAAGGUUAUCGCCAUCUCUCCGUGGUGAAGCUUUACCCGCAGAAGAACCUUUUAUGUUGUUAUCAACAAAUCACUAGUUUUAAGCAUGAAUAUCGUAGUAUAUGUAUUGUGUUAUGUCAGGCAAACUUUGUAAUUAAUAUUGUUUUAUUCAGCUUGACUUUAUUUUUUAUUUUUUAUAUGUGUAUAUUUACAAAUGCAGUGUGUAACGUUUGUUAUAAAUGCCUAAUAAAAACAGUUUAAACUAUUUUUCUGUGAUUUCUAGGAAAGAUAGAGAAGUUUUUUUGUAUAAAUUGGUUUAUAUGGUUAGUUUACAUCCUAUUUUCUCUUUCAGUUGCAAUGUUUAAUUAUCUGAGUUUACGCAAGGUCGUAAAUCACAUGUAUUUCCAGUUAAAGAUGCGAAUAUUGUUUUUAGUAUAAGCGUGAAAAUGUAAGUAAUCAUGGUUAAGAUUAUUUCUGAAGCAGUAUUGCAUUUUGAGUAUAGAAUUUUAUAAAUAAAAUGCAUA